Molecule: messenger RNA, 519 nt
Organism: Brassicogethes aeneus
Lineage: Eukaryota; Metazoa; Arthropoda; Insecta; Coleoptera; Nitidulidae
Source: the annotation of a GenBank genome assembly
AUGAAGAACGAGGAAAGGCAAAUAGAAGUUAAUAGACAGAAAAGAAAUACGCUAGAUCACGAAGACUCAUUUGAAUUAGAAGAAAACCCACAUAAAAAAGGAAACCGAGAAAUAACAAACGAAAAUAAUAUCGAUAAUAGAGAAAUGGACGAAAUUAAAGAAAUGUUACGAGAAAUGAAAAAGGAUAUAAGAGAUUUAAGACACGAAUUAUUAACAAACAAUGAAGAAAUGAGAAUUAUGAAGGAGAAAAUAGUAAAUGAAACAGGAGUGGAGAGAAGAAAAACAAGGACUGAAAAAGGAACUAGACUAGUGAGGUUAGAAAAGGAUAAAAUUAAAAAUAAUAUUGUUAUCUCAGGAUUAAAUAUAGAAGGAAAGGAUAACAACCUGAUUAAACAAAAUGUAGAAGAAAUGUUAAUAAAGGAGAGUAGAGUAAAGAAGGAACUGAAAAGUAAAAAUGGAGCAGGUAGAGAGGGAAAUGAGAAGAUAUGGAAUACAAAUAUUGGCCCUACAAGAGGUUAG